This is a messenger RNA of Condylostylus longicornis, 1333 nucleotides long. RefSeq names its product lipoyl synthase, mitochondrial (gene Las). Gene Ontology annotation, cellular component: mitochondrion. The transcript has 5 exons. Bases 99 to 1220 code for a protein of 373 amino acids. Gene Ontology annotation, molecular function: 4 iron, 4 sulfur cluster binding; lipoate synthase activity. Lineage: Eukaryota; Metazoa; Arthropoda; Insecta; Diptera; Dolichopodidae. The record is from RefSeq and is a predicted model, not a curated record. Gene Ontology annotation, biological process: lipoate biosynthetic process.
ACGAAAAUAAAAUAAUUUUUUUUGACGAAUUAUGAAAUCUUUGUGAUAACGGAAAACCAAAAAAAAGAUUCAGGAAUAUAUUUUUUUAAAUUUUAAUUAUGAUUCGUAAUAUUUCACCAAUUAAAACAAUUGUUAAUAUAAGAUCUGGAAUAAAAUGUCAACACACAAGCACCACAGUAAAACGAAUAGAAGAAAUUCGAGAAAGAUUAUCGAAAGGUCCAAGUUUUCAGGAUUUUGUUCAAAAUCCAGACUAUGGAACUGAAGAAUGGAAUAAAGAAUAUGAAGGAAAACUAAAAAGGGAAAAGGGGGAAAAUGAUCGUUUACCCUUACCUCCAUGGUUGAAAACUGAAAUACCAAAAGGAAAGAAUUUCAGUAAAAUCAAGGCACAAUUAAAGGAGCUAAAGUUGGCAACAGUUUGUGAAGAAGCCAGAUGUCCAAAUAUUGGAGAAUGUUGGGGUGGUGGAGAACAUGGUACGCAAACUGCAACAAUUAUGUUAAUGGGUGAUACUUGUACAAGGGGUUGUCGGUUUUGCUCAGUUAAAACUGCGCGAAAUCCUCCACCACUUGAUCCAACAGAACCUGUAAAAACUGCUACAGCGAUUGCAUCUUGGGGAUUAGAUUACAUUGUAUUGACAUCAGUCGAUAGAGAUGAUUUAAAGGAUGGCGGUGCAUCGCACAUAGCUGAAACAGUUAAAGAAAUUAAGAAAAGAAAUCCGAAUAUAUUUGUUGAAUGUUUAGUACCUGACUUUAGAGGAGACGAAAACUGUGUUCGAACUAUUGCAACAUGUGGCUUGGAUGUUUAUGCCCAUAAUAUUGAAACUGUUGAAAAAUUAACUCCAUUUGUAAGAGAUCGACGUGCCCAAUAUAGGCAAACAUUAAAAGUUUUAAAAGAAGCUAAGAGCGUUAACCCAAACUUAAUAACGAAAACCUCUCUAAUGCUUGGUUUGGGUGAAACUGACAAAGAAGUCGAACAAACAAUGAAAGAUUUAAGAGAAAUAGAAGUCGAUUGUCUUACAUUAGGGCAAUAUAUGCAACCAACAAAGAGACAUUUAAAAGUGGUGGAGUACGUAACCCCAGAAAAAUUCAAGCAUUGGGAAAAAAGAGGUAACGAACUUGGAUUUUUAUACACUGCUAGUGGUCCAUUAGUAAGAAGUUCAUAUAAAGCUGGAGAAUUUUUUAUAACGAGCAUUUUAAAGGGUCGUCAACAAAAUAAACAAUAAUUAGGAAAAUUUUUAGAUGUUAAAUACAUAAUUGAAUCUUUUGUAUGUGUAUAAAUUUAAAUGCAUGAUUUAUAUACAUUAAAUAUAUAUCUAUUAAACAAUAUCCAUAACAA